This is a messenger RNA of Ceratosolen solmsi marchali, 1455 nucleotides long. Its product is annotated as sensory neuron membrane protein 1-like. The coding region runs from base 1 to 1455 and encodes 484 amino acids. NCBI's taxonomy places the organism in Eukaryota, Metazoa, Arthropoda, Insecta, Hymenoptera, Agaonidae. Gene Ontology annotation, molecular function: scavenger receptor activity. The record is from RefSeq and is a predicted model, not a curated record. The transcript is spliced from 7 exons. Gene Ontology annotation, cellular component: membrane; cytoplasm.
AUGAGAGAUAUAUGGGGUAAGUUUCCAUUUGCAUUCGAGUUUCACAUUUACAUGUUUAAUGUAACGAAUCCUUACGGAAUUGAAUCUGGAGAGAAACCAGUGGUUCAAGAAGUUGGACCUUUCGUUUACGACAAAUGGCAUGAGAAAGUAAAUCAGAUCGAUGAGGAAGAUGAUGACACCGUAUCAUACGCCACUAAGAGCAUGUACUAUUUUAAUAAGGAUAAAAGCAAUGGUCUCAGUGACGAAAUGGAAAUUGUAAUUCCUCAUUUUUUUAUUUUUGCUUUGAUCAAUGCAGUUCAUCGAGAUAAGCCUAGCGCACUACCUGUUUUAAGUAAAGCAAUUGAUAGCAUAUUCGGAAAACCAGAGAAUCUAUUUAUAAAAACGAAAGUUAGGAAUAUAUUAUUCGAUGGCCUCCUCGUCGAUUGUAAUGUGCAAGAUUUCGCAGGCUCAGCAGUUUGUACUCAGAUCAAAAUUUAUCGCGAAACACUUGACAUUCAACUGGUGGGGGAAAAUCUAUACUCCGCGUCCAUAGUAAGACCGGCAAAUGGCACUGAGUCGAAGGCGCGAACACGCGUCCAUCGAGGCAUAAAAAAUAUAAUGGACGUAGGUAAGGUUAUAGAGUACAAUAACAAUCGGAAUAUCUCGGUUUGGGAUGACGAGUACUGCGAUACGUUUAAUGGGACCGACGGUACUGUUUUCCAUCCUCAUUUCGAUAGAAAGGGAAGAGACGACGUCGUUGUUUUCAAUCCGAAUCUUUGUCGGAGUAUAAGCUGUCAUUUUGAAUCGAAAACUACGUUUUCCAAUAUGAACUUACUUCGAUAUACCACUGAUUUAGGUAUUGAUAGUGAAAAUAAUCCUCGACAGAAAUGUUAUUGUCAGCCGCCAAAUAAAUGUCUAAAGAAAGGAACAUUUGAUACAUAUAAAUGUAAUAAAUCACCAAUAAUUGUUACGAAUCCUCACUUUUUCUUGGCCGAUCCUUACUACAAAGAUUUAAUAGACGGCAUGAAACCUGAUAAGGAAAAGCACAUGAUAAUUAUCGAUAUAGAUCCAUUUACCGGUAUACCGAUAAAUGUGCAUACACGAGCACAAUUAAAUAUCUUAGUCAACAAAGUGGAAAAAAUGAAACAAUUGAAUAAUUAUCGUGAGGCAUUGCUACCGAUUUUCUGGAUGGAUGAGGUCAUGAUUAUGCCAGAAUAUCUUUUAAAAGAAAUCAAAUCCGGACAUACGAUGGUUUUGUUAUCCAAAAUAUUUAAGUACUUCGUAAUGUUAAGUGGAUUGGGAAUGUGCGGAUUCGCAGGAAUUAAACAGUACAUAUUGCGUAAUAAAAAGAAAAUUCUUAAUGUUAUGCACGCCGGUGAGCAGAAAUUCAAUAAAAAUUUUAAUAAUGCCGAGAUGAAAACGAACAUUAAUACAAUGUCACCUGCUGUAGCUACGCUACCAGUAAAUAUUCAUUAA